Messenger RNA from Chironomus riparius, 3997 nucleotides. The record is from the annotation of a GenBank genome assembly. NCBI's taxonomy places the organism in Eukaryota, Metazoa, Arthropoda, Insecta, Diptera, Chironomidae.
CAAAAUCACCGGAUUAAAGUUUACAGUAAUUAAAACUAUAGACAUAAAGUAAAAUUAACAAAGAAACGAGACUCAGGCCCUGAUUUCAAGUAUAAAAUAAAUUUUGGAAGUGACGAAUAUAAAUUUGCGUAAAAUGGGUGAUUACAACAAUGAGAAGUAUCCAAUUUGUGCAUUAAAGCCUAAAGCAGAGACAAAUGUGCUGAACUUCCUUCAAAAAUAUCCUGAAUUCAAUGGAAAAGAUACAAUAAUUGCAGUUUUAGAUUCUGGAGUUGAUCCAUUGGCUAGUGGUUUACAAAAGAUUCCAAAUGGUGACGUCAAAGUGAUUGAGCGUUUUGAUUGCAGUGGAAGUGGAGACGUAUUAAUGACGACUAUCGUAAACGCUAGUAAUGAUGACACACUCAUUGGCUUAUCAGGACGUACAUUGAAAGUCUCAGAAUUUAUGAAAUCCAAUAACGCAACCACUGAAUAUCGAUUGGGUCUUAAAAGCUUAUCAGAUUUGUAUCCAUCAAGAAUCCGAGAAAAGAUUACAGCUGAUGCUAAACAGAAACAAUGGGAUGAAAAGAAUAAGAAGGUCUUAGCUGACAUAUCUCGUGACAUUGCAGAAUUUGAUGGAAAAAAUUCAAAUGCAAACAACCUGAGCUUUAAAGAUAAAUUAACAAAGGAAAACCUUGAGAAUCUUACUGAGUUUGUUAACAGCGCCGAUAAAAAGUUCAGUGAGACUAAAACAACAUAUGAUUGCAUUUUAUUUAAAUCUAAGGAUGGUCAUUGGACAGCAGUCAUUGAUAUUAAUGAGAAUGGUGAUUUAGAAAAGGGAGCAGUCAUUCGAGAAUAUAGCAAAUUUCAUGAAAUGGUAAAAGUUGAUCAAUAUCUAUCUGUAUCAAUUAAUGUCCAUGAUGAUGGUAAUGUCCUUGAAAUUGUUGCAAUGUGUUCAUCGCACGGAACACACGUAGCUUCUAUAGCAUCAGGAUAUCAUCCAGAGAAUGAAGAUUUAAAUGGAGUGUCACCAGCAAGUAAAAUUGUCUCAUUAACAAUUGGCGAUGGUCGUCUAGGCUCAAUGGAAACUGGUGUUGGCUUAGUUCGUGCAAUUAUUAAAAUAAUGGAAUUAUGUGAUGCAGGAGUCAAAAUUGAUGUGAUAAAUAUGUCGUAUGGUGAGCAUGCUGCUUGGUCUAAUUCAGGUCGUGUUGGGGAAUUAAUGGCUGAAUUAGUAAAUCGUUAUGGAGUAGUUUGGGUAGCUUCUGCUGGAAAUCAUGGACCGGCAUUAAGCACUAUUGGAACUCCGCCCGAUAUUCAAACUGAUGUAUGUGUCGGAGUCGGUGCUUAUGUAUCUCCUGAGAUGAUGGAAGCAGAAUAUGCAUUAAGAGAGAAAUUAGGAGGAAAUAUGUAUACAUGGACUAGUAGAGAUCCAGCAGUUGACGGUGGAAAUGGAGUUACAUGCUGUGCACCGGGUGCUGCAAUUGCUAGCGUUCCAGAAUAUACUUUAUCUAAGGCACAAUUGAUGAACGGAACAUCAAUGUCAGCUCCACACGUUGCUGGAAGCAUUGCUUUAAUAAUUUCUGCGUUGAAGCAAUUAAAAAUUAAUUAUACACCAUAUAGCAUAAAGAGAGCUAUUUGGAAUACGUCAACACAUUUAAAAAUUGCCGAUAAAUUUGCUCAAGGUUCUGGACUGCUGAAUGUUGAAAAAUUAUUCGAGUAUUUAAAAACCUAUCAAAAAGAGCCAGAAAAUAAUGUCAGAUUUGCGAUUACUGUUGGAAAUAACGGUAAUAAAGGUAUUCACAUUCGCACCGGAAGAUUGACUAAAACGGAAGAAUUUAAUGUCAACGUUGAGCCAUUAAUGUUUAAUGACAAAUACGCCGAUUCAAAUGACAAGAUAAACUUUAACAUUCGACUUACAUUGAUUCCGUCGCAUCCAUGGAUUCAAUGUGGAAAGUUCAUUGACUUGUGCUAUACUGCUCGAUCGUUUAUUAUUAAAGUAGAUCCAACCAAUCUUCAGCCUGGCGUUUAUCGAGGCUGUGUUAAGGCAUACGAUACAUCCUCAACUGCUGAAAAAGGAACUGUUUUUGAAGUGCCAAUUACAGUUGUUCAACCUUUUGAAGUCGAUUCCUUACGUUUUGAGCAUGUUCCAUCUCCAGACACAAUUCUUUGCAAACCAAACACAAUCAUUCGUGAUUUUGUUGUGGUUCCAAAUAAUGCAACUUAUGGUGUUUUAGAAAUGAUUUCUGCCGAUUCUAAAGAUAAAGUUGGUGGCAAGUUUUUGGUCCAUACAAUGCAAAUUAUUGAUCAGCGUUACUGUAAACAUAUGGAAACUGCAAAGAUUCUUCCUGUUAAUGGUGAAGUCAUGACUUUACAUCCAUUUAAAUGCGUUGGUGGAAAUAUUGUUGAAAUAUGUAUCGCUAAAUAUUGGUCAAACUUUGGCGAAGUUCCAUUGCAAUAUAAAGUCAAAUUUCAUGGGUUUAAAUCGAAUAAUGCACAUAUAAUGCAUAGUGCUAAUGGCAUCCAUAGAAUUGACGUCACAUCUUUAUUAACUGAAGAAUGUCAACCAGCAAUUUCAUUAAAGCACUCAGUUAUGGUCUUGAAGCCAACGGAUACGAAAAUAAGCACAUUAACUAAGCGCGAUGUCAUCCCAAAUCAACGUCAAAUCUUUCAGAAUGUUUUAACUUACAAUUUGCAUUUGUCAAAGGCUCAAGAGCUCUCAUUACAUGCUCCAUUAUUUAACUGCAUUUUAUACGAGUCCGAAUUUGAAUCUCAAUUUUGGAUGCUCUUUGACACGAACAAGAUGCUUAUCCAAUCGGGCGAUGCUUAUUCAAAUAAUACAUUCUUUAAACUAGAUAAAGGUGAUUAUGUCAUUAAACUUCAAGUUAGACAUGAGAAGAAGGAACUUCUUGAGAAGGCAAAUGAGGUUGUUAUGCAGGUUUACUUUAAACUACCAAGUUCCCUCAAUUUGGACAUUUAUAAGUCAUUCAAUAAUGCUGUGUUAGCAGGAAACAAGAAAGUUUCUUCAUUUUUGAUGUCAUCUGGAUCUACAAAAGCUGUCUAUGUGACACCACUGCUGAAUGAGAAAAUUACAAAGAAUAUAAUUGGACAGUCAUCGUGGUUUGAAGGAACAAUAACAUUUGUUAAGGAUGAAAUGGGACGUAAAGUUGAUACACAUGCAUUUUCGUACAUUAUAACGGAAGGUCCAAUGGUCAAAAAGAAUGGAAGUUCGCCAAAAGAAACAAAAACAAAAAUGGAAGAGUUUAAGGAAGGAUUAAGGAACUUUAAGUGUGACUUUAUCUCAAAAUUAGAUCCAGAAGAUGCUGAAAGUUUAUAUAAAGAAGUUGUGUCAGGGAAUGCUGGCUUUGUUGGCGUUCAUCUUUCAUUAAUACAAAACAUUGAGAAUGGCAGUGACAUGAAGAAUCAACUGCCAAGUGCUUUCCUCAAACAAAUUAAGGACAUUGCGACAAAUCUUGAUGAGCUUAAGACAAAAUUGAGUAAAAUUGUCAAGCUGUCAAAUCAAGUCAUUGAAGGAAUCAACCAAGAAUCGUUGCUGUCAUAUUAUGGCAUGAAGGCAGACAAUAGACCUGAUGCUGUAAAAAUCAAGCAAAUAAUGGAAAAGCAAAAGACACAAUUACUUGAAGCAUACAUGAAGAAAGCAAUUGCUGUUGGAAAACUUAAUAUGAUUAGAAAUUUGGAACUGGAAACAUUUGCUGCUGAAAAUGAUGAGGAACUUGACAUCUUGAUGAAUGAAAUAAUGAAAUUUGUGGAUUUCAAUGAUCCUAAGUACUUAUUAUUACCGAUUUGGCAUGCAUACACGUCGCAACAAUAUGGACGAUUAUUAAAGUAUCUGCAAAAGCUGUACGAAGAUAAGUUACAGCGUGACAUUCUUGAUGAAAUCUUGGCGGUUUGUGAUUUGAAGAAUUGGGAUCAUAUCAGUGCUUUGAUCAAAAGAGUAUCCGUCACUGCCAAUCCGCAAAGUUAUCGCAUAUUUUAAAUUUAAUUAAACUCAAAACUUGAAAAGUGU